GGCGCGUGGCCUGCCGGGAGCGGGCUGGGAGGUGGCGGCCCGGCCCAAUGGGUGCGAGCUCCCGAGGAGAGGGCGGAGGAGAAGAGGAAGCAAGCGGGCUGCGGGCCGCGUCCCCAUUCAUUGCAGUGACCUGCUGAGUUGUGGCCCAGUGUUUCCGGAGUCAUGGAGGCGCUGAUCCCUGUCAUCAAUAAACUGCAGGACGUCUUCAACACGGUGGGCGCCGACAUCAUCCAGCUGCCUCAGAUCGUCGUAGUGGGAACGCAGAGCAGUGGAAAGAGCUCAGUGCUGGAAAGCCUAGUGGGGAGGGACCUUCUUCCCAGAGGGACUGGUGUGGUCACCCGAAGACCUCUCAUUCUGCAGCUGGUCCAUGUUUCACCAGAAGAUAAAAGAAAAACAACAGGAGAAGAAAAUGGAGUUGAAGCAGAAGAAUGGGGUAAAUUUCUUCACACCAAAAACAAGCUUUACACAGAUUUUGAUGAAAUUCGACAAGAAAUUGAAAAUGAAACGGAAAGAAUUUCAGGAAAUAAUAAGGGAGUAAGCCCUGAGCCAAUCCAUCUCAAGGUUUUCUCGCCCAAUGUUGUCAACCUGACCCUUGUGGAUUUGCCGGGAAUGACCAAAGUCCCUGUAGGUGACCAACCCAAGGAUAUUGAGCUUCAAAUCAGAGAACUUAUUCUUCGGUUCAUCAGUAAUCCCAAUUCCAUUAUCCUUGCUGUCACUGCUGCAAAUACAGAUAUGGCAACAUCUGAGGCACUCAAGAUUUCCAGAGAGGUAGAUCCAGAUGGGCGCAGAACUCUAGCCGUAAUCACCAAACUUGAUCUCAUGGAUGCGGGUACUGAUGCCAUGGAUGUACUGAUGGGCAGGGUUAUUCCAGUCAAGCUUGGAAUAAUUGGAGUAGUUAACAGGAGCCAACUUGAUAUUAACAAUAAGAAGAGUGUAACUGAUUCAAUUCGUGAUGAAUAUGCUUUUCUUCAAAAGAAGUACCCAUCUCUGGCCAACAGAAAUGGAACAAAGUAUCUUGCUAGGACCCUGAAUAGGUUACUUAUGCAUCAUAUCAGAGAUUGUUUACCAGAGCUAAAAACAAGAAUAAAUGUCUUAGCUGCUCAGUAUCAGUCUCUUCUAAAUAGCUAUGGUGAACCCGUGGAUGAUAAAAGUGCUACUUUACUCCAACUUAUUACCAAAUUUGCCACAGAGUAUUGUAACACGAUUGAAGGAACUGCAAAGUACAUCGAAACUUCUGAGCUAUGCGGUGGUGCUAGGAUUUGUUAUAUUUUCCAUGAGACUUUUGGGCGAACCUUAGAAUCUGUUGAUCCACUAGGUGGCCUUAACACUAUUGACAUCUUGACUGCCAUUAGAAAUGCUACUGGCCCCCGUCCUGCUUUAUUUGUGCCUGAAGUUUCAUUUGAGUUACUGGUCAAACGUCAGAUUAAGCGUCUAGAAGAGCCCAGCCUCCGGUGUGUGGAACUGGUCCAUGAGGAGAUGCAGAGGAUCAUUCAGCACUGUAGCAAUUACAGCACACAGGAAUUGUUACGGUUCCCUAAACUUCAUGAUGCCAUAGUUGAAGUAGUGACUUGUCUUCUUCGUAAAAGGUUGCCUGUGACAAAUGAAAUGGUACAUAACUUAGUGGCAAUUGAGCUAGCAUAUAUCAACACAAAGCACCCUGACUUUGCUGACGCCUGUGGGCUAAUGAACAAUAACAUAGAGGAACAAAGAAGAAACAGGCUAGCAAGAGAACUACCUUCAGCUGUAUCACGAGACAAGUUAAUUCAGGACAACAGAAGAGAAACUAAAAAUGUCGCAUCUGCAGGUGGUGGGAUUGGAGACGGAGGUCAGGAACCAACAACAGGCAACUGGAGAGGAAUGCUGAAAACUUCAAAAGCUGAAGAAUUACUUGCUGAAGAAAAAUCAAAACCAAUCCCAAUUAUGCCAGCAAGUCCACAAAAAGGCCAUGCUGUCAAUUUGCUAGAUGUGCCAGUUCCAGUUGCCCGAAAACUGUCUGCCCGAGAACAACGAGAUUGUGAGGUGAUUGAGAGACUCAUCAAGUCGUAUUUUCUAAUUGUCAGAAAGAAUAUUCAAGACAGUGUCCCAAAGGCAGUAAUGCAUUUUUUGGUUAAUCAUGUGAAAGAUACUCUUCAGAGUGAAUUAGUUGGGCAGCUGUAUAAGUCAUCCUUAUUAGAUGACCUUCUGACUGAAUCUGAGGACAUGGCACAGCGAAGAAAAGAAGCAGCUGAUAUGCUGAAGGCAUUACAAGGAGCCAGUCAAAUUAUUGCUGAAAUCCGAGAGACUCAUCUUUGGUGAACAGAGCUGUUUGAUAUCCACACUUUGCUGACUUGAACCUGCUAGCUACUGCCUACCUGAGUAGAAGUUUAUUUAUGAACUUUUGUGUAUUGUAGUGUAUGAAUUUGCUUAUGUGAAGACUGGCUAUAAGCUGAAAAGUAUAUUAUUCAUUACAAAACAAAUCACAUGUUUAAUUCACAUUUUUCAAGUUUCCUAUACUGUAUAUCAAGUCUGUCUGUUUCAGUCAAACUUACAAGAACAAUUGAUGUUCUAGUUGUACAAAGCAAUUUGCCUGUGCAUAUGAUGACCCACAUAACCUUUUUUUAGUCUUAAAGCUGCAGCCAUAGUCCUCAGAAAGGAAGCUCCAGGACAUUUCAUGACUACAAUGCAUGCACUAGAGAUGGAGCCUGACAAGUUCCUCACAUAAUCAAUGUAUCCACCUAGCCUUCAUUUUUAUAGUCUUAAAAACAAACAAAACUAUAACUUUUGCAGUUUUAAGAAAUAUAUAAGAUCUGAAAGACUCUUAAAGAUGUAGGAACAGACUGUGUAAUUAAUGGCUCCUGAGUCUACACUGACCUGGUGUACUAGAAAUUAAAAUAUACUUUGAUUCAAAAUAAGCCUGAAGAUAUGAAUUGACUUUCUGCAUUGACAACAACUAUUGGGAACUUUCUUACUAACAAUGGCUAGUCCUGUUAGUCUCUAAAAGAUCCAAUGAUAACCUAAAUUUCCCUUAUUUACAAAUACAGCAAUUACAAUCCAGAUACACCCUUAAAGUGGGACACUUACAUUGGGCUCCAAGACUCACAGUUAAGUGGGACCUAAAAUUCUAGUCUGUAUCCACUGGUAAUAGCUACUUUAGUUCCAUGCCAACAGAAUACAUUAGACUAAUGGUAUGAAAAUACUAGUGGACCUUUGUUAAAGAAAAAUACCUGGACAUACACCUAUGGACAUACACCUUAUGGACUACUAAACUGUAUUCAAGGGUUGAGGGUGAUGUUUACAACCUAUUUUGUGAAAACUGCCUGUUCAACUCAGGUUGUAACCUAAGCAUUAAAAAAUUUUCUGACCUAGCUGGGCGGUUGGUGGUGCACCCCUUUAAUCCCAUCACUUGGGAGGCAAAGGCAGGUGGUUCAAGGCCAGCUUGUUCUACAGAGUUGAGUUCCAAGACAACCAGAACUACACAGAGAAACCCUAUCUUGAGCCCCCUCCCAAAAAAUCUGAAACCUAAGUAGAAAUCUUCGAUUUAUCUAGUUGUCUCUGACCAAGUGAUACAUUCAUGUUAUAAAUAUUAAAAUUCUUUUCAGGUUAUGGUCAGGCAUCUUAUAAAACACAUAAACAAAGAAACAGAAACAAAUACAGAAACAAAGAAACAGAAACAAAGAAACAAAGAAAACAGAACAUGUUAUCUUUAGUUUAUGAUGCCCACUGAACAAUCUCAAAAACAUAAAGGCAGUCUGAUACAGUGAGUACACACUGCCUAAAUGUGUGAGCAUUCUUAAAAAAAAAAUAUCUUGUUAAUCCAACUAUUAGGUAUCCAUGAUUUAUUUUUUAAGAGAGAUAACUACCACUGUAGCCUUUUGAAUUUGUAAGGAGAAAGAAAUGCACCUUUAUCCAACAUUUCAGACGAUUUUAAAUGGACGAUGUUAGCUUUAAAAACAUGCUAUGAUAAUGUACUUGUUAGCACGACACACUUUGUACAAAGAAAAACAAGCAAGAAAUGUAGGGAAAGGGGAAGCUUCCUUUGUGUGCUUUUACACUGAGUUGUGUUCUGAAACAUGGAGAUAAUUUCUGGUAUAUUUAUAAGACCACUGUAUGUUCUAUGUAAAUAAAAAUGCUGGUGUGAAAUGGCAUUAAAGUUUGCCAAUAAGUGAAUUCUUCCUGACUUGCCUCAAAAAAAAGUUUAAAUAACUGCAUCUUUACAAUAUCUAAAUCUACUUUAUAAUGUAACAAUUUACUGUACCAAAAGUUUGAUGCCAUUUUUCCUAUUAGGUAAUCACCAUCAAGGCCUUGUUGUAACAAGACAUCUCCAUGUCUACAGAUGAAGACAGAAACUUCUUCCAAGUAAUCCAAGGAUGAAUGCUCAGAAUGGGAACAUUACACUUUUCUCCAAGACAUCCAGAAGCUGAUCAACAGUUUAUGUUUCACCCCUAUGUACAUUGGGGUGGUACUAUCUUGAUUUUUACAGAAACCAUUUUGGAGAAUUAACUUGACUCGUGUAUACAAACCUGAACUAGUUUGACCUUAAAACUUCCUAUAUCUUUGCUGUUCUUAAUGACUGCAUACUUUUGGUUUCUUAAAACAUCUGCCGUAGAGCCAGGCGGUGGUGGUGUACGCCUUUAAUCCCAGCACUUGGGAGGCAGAGGCAGGCGGAUUUCUGAGUUUGAGGCCAGCCUGGUCUACAGAGUGAGUUCCAGGACAGCCAGGGCUACACAGAGAAACCCUGUCUCAAAAAAACAAAAAAAUAUAAAAUAAAAAUCUGCUGGAGGAAUCCAUUGACAGAAAUGGGCAAUUAUAAGUAAAUGAAUUAUUGAAACACAGACAAGGAAGUGGAAAACUAAACUACAAAUGAAGUCUGGUACUGAUUGGUGUUUUGUUUGAGAAAAAAACUAUUUUGUACUACAGUUUCUAUUGGGAACUACUGCCACAUCUAACUCCUUUUUAAGAAUUCUGUUUGCUUAUUAGCAUCAAUCAGAAGUUUAAAUUUGUAACAGAUUUCUCACAUCUCAACAAACAUUAGAAGCUUGGCUAGUUCUUAGAGCUACGUAACACUACUACAGUUAGUUAAGUGCUCUGCACCUUACCUACUGUGUAACUAUACUAUAGUCGUUUCCACUGCACCAGUCCUUCAGCCCAACGAGCAAGAAGAAUCAUUCUUGCAUAAAGAAAUGAACUAUAAUUAAAUAACACUUUAUUUUUGAAAUGCA
Messenger RNA from Grammomys surdaster, 5198 nucleotides. It is a transcript of the gene Dnm1l, whose product is annotated as dynamin 1 like. Gene Ontology annotation, cellular component: microtubule; mitochondrion; membrane. The record is from RefSeq and is a predicted model, not a curated record. The transcript has 19 exons. Gene Ontology annotation, molecular function: microtubule binding; GTP binding; GTPase activity. Gene Ontology annotation, biological process: mitochondrial fission; mitochondrial fragmentation involved in apoptotic process. NCBI's taxonomy places the organism in Eukaryota, Metazoa, Chordata, Mammalia, Rodentia, Muridae. The coding region runs from base 163 to 2295 and encodes 710 amino acids.